GUCACACGACUCAUACACAGUCCACGUCCGACCCCGGUAGAGGGAGGGUUGCCAGCUUGCCAACUCUGUGUUAGGUGUGCUGAAGGAGCCUUGCAGUGUCGCUAACAUACCAAGUGAUUCAGCCCGACAGUGCGGAAGGAGUGACGGGAAUAUAGAAAGAAGAUAGACGGGGCAGGAAGAGACAACAAUGUUAAGACGUGUGGCCUCUUCAUGUGUGAUGCGGAGAAAAUUGAGUGUGGUGAUGUUAUUUGUAACAAGCCUGUUGAUCCAAGAAGUGGCCUCGGAUCUUGCCAGUACUCUCAGCCUGAGGAAGUGUUACUGCAACGAGGACCAAGCCUGGGAUGACACCAAGUGUGUAAACAGUAGUACCAUAGUUCCUGUGUAUAACAAAAUAAAUUUUGAUCCAGUGAAGGAUGAAGUGGACCAAGAGAACUAUGGAGUGGCUGUUCCAACGAGCAUGCUACAGAAUGUGACAGUCAUGCCGCUGGAGAAGCAGAAGUGCCCCGAGGGUCACAUCCAUUCCACACUCACGGGUGACAUUUUACUUUUACCAGAUGGACGUUUACUGUGGCUGAGUACCAUGAGUAUAUUCACUAAUGAUGUCUUCUGCAUUGUACAUUUCUGGGAGAGGGGAAAUACUUAUUUUGAUGCCCAUAUUUGCCUGCCUCUCCCGGCGGUACCUCGCUGCUGCCCUCCAAACCAUCUCCUACAUCAGGACGGGUCCUGCCACCCUCACCAGGCUCAGACUGCCCAAGCUCCACCACUCCAGCUGGGGAAACAUGUGGUGGACUGGGAUGAUGUGGAUGGCAGUCUGGUGCCGGUCACAUGUGGUCAACAUGAAUUCCAUCACCAGAUAAAGCUCGGCACUGAGGGACAGCUGGCAGACACACAGCCCAUUGCCUCCUUAAAUUGGGAACCGGACAUUUGGGUGGCCUCCAACCCCUGGGAGAACCAAUUCUGUGUGGCACCGCAACAAACAGAAACCGGAGAACUACAGUAUGUGGCACAGAUCUGCUUCAAAGACCAUCAUCACUACUACAACCACCACUGCAACGCCAGCGCGUGUGUAAGGAAGUGUUGUCUUGAUGGUCAAGUGAUGUUUGGCAAGUUUUGUGGAUGGGCUAAUGAUGCUAGCCAGCUUUGGCAACCAGAGCAGAUCCCAGGGCAAGAGAUCAAUGAGCAAUGGAAGUUUGUAGUUGGUGAGCCAGGCUGUGCAUUCCAUCUUGAAGAAGGGGACAUGCACCUCCUCCCUAAUGGUUCCCUCUAUGUCAGUCCCGAGAGAGUUCCUGUGCCGCCCUCCAUGUACUGCAUGGACAACCGUAUAGGAGGCACUGGGGACCCUGUGAGAUUCGCCAUGAUCUGCUUCCCCCCAAAGGAAUUCACGUGCUUCUGGCGGGAUAUUUUGAUCAAGGUGAUGGUGGGAUUAUCCUGUGUGUUCUUAUUGGCGACCUUGGGGGUGUACCUUAGCGUGGCCGAGCUGAGGGACCAUACCUAUGGCCGCUGCCUAAUCUCCAUGGUGGCUGCAAUGCUCACUGCCUAUAUCUGCCAUCUAUGCGGCCCAGAGAAUGCUCCCACCAAGGCGAGCUGCUAUGCUGUGGCAUAUGUGAGACACCUGACUGUUUUGGCAGUGUUCUUCUGGCUGAAUGUCAUGUGCUUUGACAUGUGGAAGAUCUUGAGAGGCUCCACAGUGCAGCACCACAGCAGGAAAGUGUUUCUGGGCUACACACUGUAUGCAUGGGGCUGCCCAAUGGUGGUGAGCACUAUCACUUUGGUCCUUGAUAUUGUGGCACCAGACAACAUCAUCCUGCCCCAGUAUCGUGAUGGGUCAUGUUGGUUCAAAGGAGAUCAGGCAUACUGGGCCUAUUUCUCCAGCUUCAUCCUGAUAUUGGUGGUGAUCAAUAUAGGUUUCUUCAUCCAUGUUGCUGUGACACUGUACCAGAAAAUGAAGCAAAGGACCAAGAACUUUGAAACAAACUCGAGCCGAACUAACAAGACCACCAAGGCCAAGCACCAGAUGUGGCUGUUCACCAAGCUGUUUGUGGUGAUGGGUGUGGUGUGGAUCACAGACAUCCUCUCAGCCGUGAGUCACAGGAGGACUUGCACAUACUGGGUGUUUACAGACAUUAUUAAUGCGCUUCAGGGAGUCUUCAUAUUCAUAGUCGCAGUUUGCAACAAGGAUAAUCUGAAAAAGGUAAAAGAGACUUUGUUGAAGAGCUUUCCCUGUUUGAGUGUCAAAGCUUCAGCAAGCAAGACUCCUCCUUCACCCCAUGAAGCUUCCCUGAAUGAGAACCUUCUUGCUAUGUCUGUCAGAGCUUGAGUGAGAAGACUUUCCCUCUCUACUCAGUGUGAGAAACUGCUUGACUGUGAUCAAGGACGCAUGGCAGCCUCGAGUGCAAGUAAUGCACAAGACAUUCUCCACCAUGCAGGGACAGAGUUCUCAGCGCACCCAGCACACCCUAAGCAUCGAUGACACAGAAGCCUCCAGGAAGACCUCCAUCACAUCCCUUCCUCGCAAGAUCUCCCAAGCCUCCAAUAUCUUCUUUCCAAGCUCAACCAAGAAGUCUGCAAACCUCAAUCCGGCAGACUCUUCCGGGGACACGCAAGGUGGACGGAAAGGCUCAAAUGUGUCCAUCAAAGAUGUCAUUCCGCUCUCCUCCAUGCAGGAAUGAGACUGCCAUCUGGCCACUCCCCACAGCAGUAGGAAAGGAUGAGGAGCAAUAGUAAGUUUCAAGUGUUGCUUUAGUGUAAUUUGGUCUCAUUACAGUACUAUUUGCCACCUCACACAGCAGUAAAGAAGGGAGAAUAACAAUAGUAGGUCCCUAAUGUUGCCUUAGUGUAGUUUGCUCUCAGUACAGUACUGUUUGCCACACAUACAGGAAUAGAAAAGGAAGAGGAGCAGUAGUAAUUUCCCAAGUAGUAUCAUCAUGAUACUACUUGUAGUAUCAUGAUGAGUAAUUUGCUCUCAUUACAGUACUGUAUGCCACCUACACAGCAGUAAAGAAGGAAGAGGAGCAAUAGUAAGUCCCUAGUGUUGCUGCCUUAGUAUAGUUUGCUCUCUGCACAGUACUGUUGUGAUUGUGCCUGCCUGCCCAAGGGUACAGUAAACUGUGCAUGUUCACUUGCUUCCCCUUUCUGUUUUGAUCAAGCUCAUUUCAGAAUUAAAAAGAGAACCCACAACAAACAAAUUUUAUUGGGUGUUAGUGCAUAAGAUUCUAAAUAGUACAAAGUCAUGGGAUUGAUUUAGUGGUUAGCUUUGUGUUGAUGUGUCAUAAAGGCAAGCAAUGUGUCAGUAAUAGAGCAAAAUUCCUUCACAUCCCUUUAUUUCCCUUUUAUUUUUUCUAUAUGGUAUAUUUAUAUCAUAGAACAAUCAUAUCAUAAGUGAAGUGGAGUUAUUUAACAGUUAGGCUAUGUAAAUAUAUAUGCUUUGCCUUGUCCACCCAUUUGGUGUAGAGAUAGAUAUGAAUUGGCUGUCUUUUAUUGCUUUUGCAUUAUAAUGAGGUCAGUGUCUCUCAGCCAUUUUAUAGAAAUGUAAGCUACACUAAUGUUGAUUUACUCAUGGUAUCAAAUGAAUGUGCUUUAUCUUAAUUGCAGUAUUAUUACAAUUAUCAAGAUACCAUAAGUUACCAGAACUUAAGCAAUGAUUUGUAUGUAUACUUCACAGAAAAAUCAUUCUUAUACCUUGCACAAAAAAACACAGCUUGAGUAGAGGAAGCAAGUACUGUGUUCUCACUGAUGUUAGUGCCAAAUAGUAUUAGUGGCUAAAUCACUGCUCAAAUCAAGUCUUAGAGAGUAGUGUAGGUAGACUUGCAGUACUCCCGCAUAUUAAGUUUCUGUAUUUAGUCAUUUCAGUUAAGACUCACACAAGGCUUAUGAUGUAGCAGGUGUGUUCCAUGCAUGCACUUAGUUCCCAAUCCUUUGAGUGCUGAUGACAGUGUGACAUGUUACUUGGAGUAUCACUGCACAGUUUUGUUGAGCAGAAAUAAAAUAACAAGCACUGGAAGGUUUGAAGGCUCCCAGCGCUUCUUUUGUUAUCUGUGAUGUCCUUUGAAAUGAUAGUCUAAAAGUUGAUAUUUUAUUAUACAUGAAGAGAACAAGUAGCAUUCAGAGGAUUAAUGUAAUGUGUGUCUUGUAGGAUAUUCUAUCUUGGCUGUUGUGUUUCAUAAUUUCUGUCAUUCACCAGAAGCAUGUUGUACAAUGUUAUUUGUGUUCUAGAUUUUUUUAUCUCCAUCUUGUUUCAUAAUGUUAUGGAAUGUUCAUGUGAUGUCAUGGUCUGUUUAGAUUGGCUUGAUGGAUGCACAGUGGUCAAGAAGAAUGGCAUUUGUUAAUGAUAAUAUAUUACAAGAAUGCAGAAGACUCAUGUCAUUGCAUGUUUUGUUGCUAUUGAAAGGUGUGUCAUCUGGGAGUGAUUGCCACGUUUUAUUCACCUAUUACUUCCAUUGAGUGUUGUCAUCUUUGGAAUCAUAAUUGUUAUGGAAGAAUACUGACAGUGAGUCUAUGAUACUGUCACCUAAAGAUUCACAUAGAUUUAUUACUACUAUGUAACAAUUUUUUUCUAUUAAAAAUUAUAAUGGACA
This is a messenger RNA of Scylla paramamosain (green mud crab), 4574 nucleotides long. RefSeq names its product probable G-protein coupled receptor Mth-like 3. The record is from RefSeq and is a predicted model, not a curated record. Gene Ontology annotation, biological process: cell surface receptor signaling pathway; G protein-coupled receptor signaling pathway. Gene Ontology annotation, cellular component: membrane. The transcript has 9 exons. NCBI's taxonomy places the organism in Eukaryota, Metazoa, Arthropoda, Malacostraca, Decapoda, Portunidae. Gene Ontology annotation, molecular function: G protein-coupled receptor activity. The coding region runs from base 188 to 2317 and encodes 709 amino acids.